AUGUCCUUCGACGAAACCCAGCUGAUGGAGGCCAGGGCGGAGCUGAACAACUUCUCCGGGUACAUGAAGGACCGAGCGGAGGACUGCAAUCUGUCGACCGGACCUCCGCCAUCCCUCAGCGGCGAGCAGGGGAUGGAUGUGGACCGCACCAAAAGACCUCAGGCAACGGAGGAAACCCCAGCCCAGAAGUUUGCCAAGGGACAGGAGAAAGGCCAAGCCCCGGGAACCACCGAGGAUCCGCAGGACACCUCAGCGCCUUCGACCCUGCCGAACACAGGCUCAGAGACAGGGACAAGCGGGUCAAAGGGGCCAAAGCUGGGGCGACAGAAGGGGCAGAGCUCCUCAGGGGGCCAGUGGUGGAAAACGGAGCAGAAGCCGAGCAGCUCCAAGGACAAGAAGGAGGAGGAGCUCAAGGAGAUGGUCCGCCUGAUGGGGCGGAUGUUACUCCGCGUCGAGGACUCAAUGACCAUCCAGGGUCUGGAUACCAAUUUCAUGGUGUUCCUACGGACGGACGAAGGAGACAACGGAUGGUCAGUCACACAGGGGCUCUAUGCCGUGGCUCAGCGGUGGCACAACCAAAAGGAGGAAAAUCCAAAGCAGCUGGAACUUCCGAUGCGAAACGUCUUGCUACACUGCUUUCUCGAUGCCCUCCUCGACAAGAUCAAGAAGAUCAACCACGACAAGGAACUGCUCGAAACGGCUCAGAAGCUCGGGCUGGUGGUGGACGAGACCUUCCCCUUUCUCCAGUGGGAUCACGAAAAGAAAUGCCAUGUACGGGCGACCCAGGACCCCCUUUCCUACGAGGAGGCCCUCCGGACGGUGACUGCCCUGUCCCAGCUCACGGCGAUGCCGGAUGUGAUCGGCAGGUUCCAUGCCCUGAGAAGGUUAUCCGAGCAGCAUCAGUCGGAGGUAGUGCCGUUCAUUUUGCAAGUGCAGAACAGGAAUGCGGAAGCACAGCAGUUCUAUCAGGGCAUGCGUCGUCUCUGCAGAUGUUCGGUCAUGCACCUGGUGGGUGCGACCCUUCGCCCCACCAAAUUGGGCCGUUCGCCGAUGGCCCUGCAAAUCGAACGGACAGCCGAUGCUUGGACCUGCAAUGCAGAGGCUGGCCCAGUGGUUGGUUCGUAA
Symbiodinium sp. CCMP2592 is the source of this 1125-nucleotide messenger RNA. NCBI's taxonomy places the organism in Eukaryota, Dinophyceae, Suessiales, Symbiodiniaceae. The record is from the annotation of a GenBank genome assembly.